AUGAGUGAUAAAACCGACACUCAUACACUCGGUGACUAUCUGGCAGAGAUAGGAGAUUAUGAACGUGCACAAUACUACUAUGAUGAACCAAUUGAACAAGAUUUGAAUGAACACGAAAAGGGUGUUAUGUUUAACAAUUUAGGAUGGCUUCAUGAACAUAAAGCGUCUUAUACUCUUGCUUUAGAAAAUUAUAAACAAUCGUUGAAAAUCCAGCACGAACAGAAAAAAGAGUAUCCUUUGGACUACGCAGCAACACUCAAUAACAUGGGUAUGGUGUAUUAUGCGAAACAUGAUCCUGAAACAGCUUUGAACUAUUUCCGACAGUCGCUAAGUGAAAAGCGACGCAUGGCAGAGCCGCCGCACGAUUCUAUUGGUAUCACUUUAAACAAUAUUGGACUUACUUACCAGUGGAUGGGUGAUUUCGAAAAAGCAUUGAAGAACUACACUGAAGCCUUAAAGUCACAGAAAGAAAAACUUCCAGAAAAUCAUCCAUCUCUGACUACAACAUAUAGUAAUAUUGGUACAACUUUCUAUCAACUGGGAAAAACUGACGAGGCACUUGAAGCCUACGACAAUGCCCUGCAAAUAUGUAACAACAUUUUGUUUCCUGAUCACCCGUGUAUUGCUCGAAUUAACGUUCAAAUUGGGAGAGUUUUCGAAACCAUAGGGCAUGAAUACAUACCAGCUAUCAGCCACUAUAAACAAGCGCUUGAUAUACAACUAGCGCGUCUUCCAAAAGAUCAUCCAGAUAUUGCUGCUACUUAUGUUCGUUUGGGUUCUGUUGCCUGUUUGCGGGGAAAUUACCAAUCUGCCAUCGAGAACUACACUCUUGCUUUAGAUAUCUAUUCCAGUAAUCUUAUUCAGAACUACCCCAAUUCUGCAGUCGCAUACAACGACAUGGGACUUGUUCACGAAAACGAAGGAAAUUAUGCGCAAGCUCUGGAAGCUUAUAAGAAAGCAAAGGAUUCUUUCUUAAAAACUUAUCCGUCAACACAUCAUAUGUUGAGAACUGUUUACGAAAAUCUUGGAAGAGUAGAAAAUGUAAAUGAUCCCAACUUCAGAUGCUACAAUGGUGCUGGUGGAAAUGCCCCAAAUACUUACUCUGUCGAAGCCGGCAAACAAAUCACCUUCCAUGCCGAUAGCGACCUUUACCAUAUAGGAGUACUCAACGUCUAUAUGGCUAAAGCACCAGGCAAAGCCAUCGACUUUGAUGGCGCCGGUCAAGUAUGGUUCAAAAUCUAUGAAAUCACCGCCCAUGCCGAUCCAACCGGAAAGAAUGGUCCAACGUAUCCCGCUACUGCGUUGACCAGCGUCACUUUCACCAUCCCAAAAAAUGUUCCGACCGGAGAGUAUCUCGUGCGUAUCGAACACAUUGCUCUUCACAAUGCUCAGCAACAUGGUGGUGCUCAAUUUUAUAUCGCCUGUGCACAAAUAGCAGUAAUAAACGGUGGAAAUGGUACUCCAGGUCCUUUGGUUUCGAUUCCAGGAGUGUAUACUGGCCAUGAACCUGGCAUCAUCUUCAAUCCAUAUUGGCCCAUACCAACUAGCUACACACAACCUGGACCAACAAUUUCAGCUGAUACAAUGAUGCGAUCAAAUGUUUGGAUGAUAGAUAAGCUGGAAUAUUAUUUGACCAAAGAUUUAGAAGCAACAAGUGAAGAAAUUGAUUAUCUCAAACGUUUAUGUACUCUGAAAACAAACACUAGAUCAGAUCCAAGAAAACGUCUAGGUGCACGUUUACCAUCUAUUAUUAUCGAUGAUUUUCUCUAUCAUGGAGAUCUAGGUCAUGCACGAAAUAUGAAUUUAUUGAAUGAAUUAGCUAUUAAGCAUAUUAUUAGUGUUUGCGAUAUUCAACUAGAUAAAGAAAUUAUUGAUAAUUUUAAUGUUUUAUGGAUCAAUAUUGACGAUACACUUUCUGUAGAUAUUCGAAAACAUUUCGAUCGAACAAAUCAAUUUUUACUCAAUUGCAAGGAGAAAGGUGAGAAAGUAUUAGUUCAUUGUCAAAUGGGUAUAUCUCGUUCGUCUUCAAUUGUUCUUGCAUAUUUAAUCAAGUUUCAUCAUGAGAAUCUAGUUGAUGCUUACGAUCAUUUACUUAAUCGUCGUCAUAUUGCUGCGCCGAAUUUCGGCUUUUUUCUUCAACUGAUUCGAUAUGAAAAGGCUCUCAACAGUGACAAGACAGACAACAAAGAUUCUAUUCCAAUAAAAUCUCCUCAGACUCUUCUAAUUUCGCCUGCUACUGCAUCGAAUGGACCAGAGAACAAUGAAGGAAAUAGUUGA
This is a messenger RNA of Adineta steineri, 2277 nucleotides long. The record is from the annotation of a GenBank genome assembly. NCBI's taxonomy places the organism in Eukaryota, Metazoa, Rotifera, Eurotatoria, Adinetida, Adinetidae.